Oncorhynchus mykiss (rainbow trout) is the source of this 2740-nucleotide messenger RNA. Its product is annotated as acidic leucine-rich nuclear phosphoprotein 32 family member E. Gene Ontology annotation, cellular component: nucleus. Gene Ontology annotation, molecular function: phosphatase inhibitor activity; histone binding. NCBI's taxonomy places the organism in Eukaryota, Metazoa, Chordata, Actinopteri, Salmoniformes, Salmonidae. Gene Ontology annotation, biological process: regulation of apoptotic process. The record is from RefSeq and is a predicted model, not a curated record.
AGCUCCAUAGGGCGUGAUUUGAUAGAGGGGGCUGGGUGCUAAGUAUCAUGGAGGAUCAGUAGGAGAACUGUGGCCAUACAAGAAACCCGAGCUGUAGGUCCAAACUCUGGAGUUGAACAUUGUAUUGCCAUAUUUUUUUUAUUUUUAUUUUACGUUAACCUAGUGUUUUAUAUUUUACUAAUAAUGGAGAUGAAAAAGAGGAUCAGUUUAGAAUUGAGGAAUAGGACACCAGCGGAGGUGACAGAGAUGGUGGUGGAUAACUGUCGCACCAGUGAUGGUGAAGUAGAGGGCCUGACAGAUGACUUCAAGGAGCUGGAAUUCCUCAGCAUGGUCAACGUUGGACUCACCUCCCUGGCAAAGCUACCUUCGCUGCCCAAACUGCGCAAGUUGGAGCUGAGUGACAACAAUAUCUCGGGUCAUUUGGAGACACUUUCAGAGAAAUCCCCCAACCUGACGUAUCUAAACCUGAGUGGCAACAAGAUAAAGGAGCUGAGCAACGUUGAGGCCCUGCAAAAUCUGAAGAACCUGAAGAGCCUGGACCUGUUUAACUGUGAAAUCACCACACUGGAGGAGUACCGUGAGAGCAUCUUUGAGCUGCUGCCUCAGGUCACCUACCUGGAUGGCUUCGACCAGGAGGACAACGAGGCCCCUGACUCAGAGGCAGACGCCGACGAUGAUGAGGGGGAGGACGGAACCGGACCAACAGGGGACUAUGACGAUGAAGAUGACGAGGAGGAGGAGGAGGAAGAGGAGGUCUCGGAAGGAAGAGAGGUUGGGCUCUCUUACCUAAUGAAGGAAAAGAUCCAGGAUGAAGAGGAUGAUGAUGACUACGCAGAGGAGGAGGAGGGAAAAGAGGAGAAGGCAGGAGUCAAAGUUGAGAAGAGGAAGAGGGAUGCUGAGGAUGAAGGGGAGGAUGAUGAUGAUGACGACGAUGAUGAUGACUAGGCUUGUCUUUCCCCAGCGAACCUCUGGAUCCAGAUCCAAGCUGUAGAACAAUAACCACAAAAAAGUGUGAUCUUGCAGAUUGUUUCUCUUUGUAUACCAUAGAUAUCACUAUAGAGGCUGUUUUUUUCCCGUUUUUAUAUAUAUGAGAUACAAUAUGAAAAUGAGAUUUUAUCGACAAUUAAUUUGUUAAUCAUUCCAUGUUAAACGACCACCCCAAAUCUCUUCAAUGUGUAAGGGCUCUAAAAUAAAUGGAUGAGGGGGGGGGCUGGUUUUAUCUCGAAUGGCUUGCCAAUGAUAUGAUCAGUUGCAACUAGAGGUGUGUUAUGGACUAAUUUAAGAAGGGCUGUCGCAACAAUGACCAGCACAACAGAAGUGGCCCACACUGUCCCUCGUUGACGUCAGUGUUCAACAAACACCCAAUGGCGUUCCAAGACCCAUGACAGGCCAUGCAGCCCAGAGUCCAGUCCAGUUCAGCCCAUAGAGAUAGAUAGAGGACUCCUCUUUGUAUCUGUGCUAUUAUAGUGUCUGUGACAGCUUGAGCAGCACCAUUAAGGCAAUCUCCAUUUUGAAGUAGUCAAUUGUCUUCUUUACUAUUGGCUGAUUCUGCCUGAUGACCCAGUUGGACAUUACUCCAACAGGGUCAUCAGGAGGGAUCAGCCAAUGAAGUUGGAAGUUCCACGCAGUUGACUAAAUUAAAAAGUUGGAAGCCCUCAAUGACGCUGCCCAUGCUAAUACGACCUUUUGGCCACUAGAGGCCUCUUAUCGUUCUCUAUGGUCCAGCCAAGUCUCAUCUACCUCUCUGGGCCACGGUGAGGAAAGAAUGCCCCCUACAGGACAACUCUACACAGCACCAUGCUCACUACUCAGGCAGCCAGGGAUACCAGGCUAGAAAAGAGGCAACAGGAAGUUCAGGAACCUCUACCGUCAUCGUUGUCUGCCACAAAUGGUCUCCUCUUUCCCCUCAAUGCAUUUUGUACCAGAUAGUUUCCACCCAUCACUGAAAGUCCUGUCUCGCGUAAGAUAGCAUAGCAAAGACUGUUUAAUCCCUCACACAGUAUAUGACUUGUUUUAGGAAUUUAAAAAAUAGUGGGAGAUGGGGAUGUCCAAAACAGUAGUCUAACAGUUUCUAUACCAGCGUUAGUCCUGGAGAGGUGCACUGCCAACUGAUGUGCAAACAGACCCCAAAACAUUUCUGAGGGCCACUGAGCUGUGGCGUUCUAGGACCGGGGCCGGUAAUCUCUAGUCUAAAUCAAACCUAGCGGUUUGGCCUUAACAUCUAUCCAUAACAGAUGGGUCAACAAGGACAUAUCUGUUUACAGCUUGAAAUACUGUAGCCUGACUGUUAAUGCUGCUGUUGCGGUAAAAGUGACAGUGGCACGGCCGUAAUGUUUUUAAAGUUAAGGUCAAACUGCUUCGGAUUUAGGAUUUAAUCGCAUCCCUAAGUACAUUUUUAACUUUGUCUUGCUGUUGAUGCAAGUAAGUUUAUAAUUGUACUGGUAUUUUACAUAGCAGGAACUAUCUAUUAUUUGUAAGGCAAUAUGUAAAUAGUUUCAGUUCCAACCGUUUGGUGUUUCAUGUUUGUUUUUUUAAAAUAAAAGUUUUUGUCAUUUUGUUUUAAUAUAAAGCACAGGUCAAGGGGCCAAAGUCUGACCCAACACACUCAAUAUAGAUUAUUUUCCAUCCUUGGCUGUUGUGACAAGUUACGUGUUUGUUGUUUUGUGUGCUGUAAACAUCUUAAAAGAGGGGUUUUGAAUAAAAAAAAUGAUGAACAGAAAAAUAAAAUGCUUUGAUAGUU